Macroventuria anomochaeta is the source of this 769-nucleotide messenger RNA. RefSeq lists its product as uncharacterized. The coding region runs from base 254 to 640 and encodes 128 amino acids. The record is from RefSeq and is a predicted model, not a curated record. Lineage: Eukaryota; Fungi; Ascomycota; Dothideomycetes; Pleosporales; Didymellaceae. The transcript is spliced from 3 exons.
CAAGCUUGAUGUGUCGGCGGUUGGAAUGUACAGAGCAGUUGUGAAAGUGGGCAAUAUGACAAGAGGAACAAGUAGGGCUGCCGGUUUUGUCUUCAUUUUGCCCUAGAGUUCUGCGGGAAGUGAACUUUGAAGAGGAGAUGGAUGGUAAUCUUCAGUAUGAGAGCUGACGGUGAGGUGCUGAAGGUGAGGUGCUGAAGGGAGAGUGCUGAAGUGGAAGGACAGUCUCGGGAGAUUGAGGGGGAGUGUCCUCGCUAUGGUGCAUCGACCUAGCUGUCAGGCUGUGGUGGCGCAGCCUGAAAACUCACUCCUCUCACCGGUGCAUUGCCCCCCUGUUCUCGUCUCAUGUGCUGUUUCCAUAGUCUUCGGCUCCCCCACACCCUCUUCUCUGACUGCUAGCAUUCACCUCUUGCGCAUUUCUCAAAGCCUUCAGCAUCCCAUCGUACGUCUACCGCUAUCCUUCGACAUAAUGCCACGGUCGUCGUGUCAUUCGAGUCGUUCUUGUUAUUCUCCAUCGUCCGAUGGUCCUGAAUAUACAACCAUGAGCCCGAUCACCCACAAUACUGCAUACAGCUACGACUACAGUCACGAUUAUACCAGUGACUUUGGCAGAGUGGAGCGACAGUACGUGGAUGGAUCUUGACACUUGGCAAUCCUCGGAUUGCACGACCUCACAGGAGUGGUACGAUCAAAUGCCGUUCGAUCUGUGUAUGACCGGAGCUCUGUUUGUCGCGGCUACCGUAGCAGCGGUGCCGAUGGCGCAGUAUCAUCC